Oncorhynchus tshawytscha (Chinook salmon) is the source of this 1749-nucleotide messenger RNA. Its product is annotated as neurogenic differentiation factor 2-like. The transcript has 2 exons. Gene Ontology annotation, molecular function: protein dimerization activity. The coding region runs from base 134 to 1213 and encodes 359 amino acids. Gene Ontology annotation, biological process: nervous system development; regulation of DNA-templated transcription. Lineage: Eukaryota; Metazoa; Chordata; Actinopteri; Salmoniformes; Salmonidae. The record is from RefSeq and is a predicted model, not a curated record.
UGUCUCAGAGCGCGCGCGCGGAUAGCACACUGAGCACCCUGCCGCACCUAUAGGAGCGUUUGCUCGCGGUCCCAGAAGAUGGUCUGAACUCACGCGCUUUCCACCCCUUCAAGAGCUCUCGCGGAGUGCCGCAAUGUUGACUAGGCUGUUCAGUGACCCGUCGCUGCUUCCCGACAUGCAUAAGUAUUCGGCCUGGGCAGAGGACAGCGAGAGCGAGGACUCGAAGACCAAGGAUGAUGAGGAUCACUGCCGCGUGGGCGAUGACGACAUGGAUGUCCCCGACCUGAGAAGCAGCCGGGCACAUUCUGAGAUCGGCGGUGAAGACGAGGACGACGACGAGGCGGAUGAGGACGAAGGAGAGGACGGUGCAGAGGGGGACGGGCCCAAAAAACGGGGCCCUAAGAAGCGUAAAAUGACACCUGCGCGUAUCGAGCGAUCCAAGUUGCGUCGUCAAAAGGCAAACUCACGGGAGAGGACACGCAUGCACGACCUGAACUCUGCGCUCGACAAUCUGCGUAAAGUCGUGCCCUGUUACUCAAAAACGCAGAAGCUCUCCAAAAUUGAGACUCUCCGUUUGGCCAAGAACUAUAUCUGGGCCCUCUCUGAGAUCCUGCGCUCCGGGAAGAAGCCUGAUCUUGUGUCUUACGUGCAGACGCUGUGUAAAGGACUGUCCCAACCCACGACCAACCUGGUUGCGGGUUGUCUGCAGCUCAACUCCCGAAACUUCCUAACGGAGCAGUGUCCGGAGGGGGGACGGUAUCCCAGCUCCAACUCCUUCUCCAUGCAUCCUUACCCCUACCAGUGCUCCCGCCUCUCCAGCCCUCAGUACCAGUCUGGUUCCAACUCGCAUCCCUUACGGACACACGGGUACUGCUCAGCCUACGAUUCGCUGUACGGUGGCAGUGGAUCUCCAGAAUACAACAGCCCAGAGUAUGAGGGGCCCAUCUCCCCUCCCGUGUGCAUCAAUGGCAACUUUUCUCUGAAGCACCAGGGCACUACGUCCCCCGAGGUAGCCGAGAAAGGCUAUCAUUACUCUAUGCAUUACUCCGGCCUGGCCGGCUCUCGCCCCACUGCUGGCCACAUAUACGGUUCUUCAGGGGUGCGGAGCAGCAUCCACUCCGAAAACGUAUCGCCUUACCACGACAUGCACCUGCACCACGAAAGGGCCCCCGUCCCCGUGUACGAUGAACUCAAUGCGUUUUUCCACAACUGAAACAGCAGUAAUUUUGCCAUGCGUGGGAGUCUUCUUGCAAUCAACAAUCAAUUAGUUGCCCACCUUUGGCAAGGCGCGUGCACGGUCACACCCCCUCCCCUAAAACUUAGUCCCAAAGGACUAUGACACCAGACACGGAUCAUUGUGGAAAAAACGUUUUAUUUAUUGUUUUUCUAUGUCCUUUUAUAUAAUUGUAUUUAUUUUGUAUCUAUUCUGUGACGAUGGGAUGCUGUGAAAAUGUUGCAUUUGAAAUGGAAUGUGUACAGAUUUGACGGUGAUUGACGUAUGGAUUAUUAUUGAAAUAGCUAGUUAAACAGAGUUAAAAUGCAACCCCAUAGUCACGUUUAUAACAUUGUAACAACCGAUGAUGCUGUAACUAAUUUGGAAAUAGAGGAUUCAAUUAAGAAGCAAGCAGUGCACUUAAAAGCAAGCAUGUCGAAGAGAUAGGAAGAUAUAUAUUUUCAAAUGUCGACAAAUGGCAACAGCUAUGUCAGAACAUUAAACAUAUUUCACCUCUAUGCAAGAAAUAGCCUACG